UACCCUCUUUUCACUAGAUGGAACCAAGAAACGUCAUGUAUACUAACAGUAUUUUUAUAUUUGGUUCUGAAAGAUUUUGUGAAAUAAAGAAAGACGCAAUAACGUCCUUGCCGUUGGAGUUGUCUUGGAAAAUAUUUUCAUAUUUAGAUGAUGCAUCAUUAAGGACUGCUGUCAGGGUGAUCAAAACUUGGAAACAAAUUAUAAUGACCAAUAAAAAGCUAAGGCGACGACUCAAUAUAUUCGAAUUGGGCCUUAAACUUGGCUCUCAUCACUUAGCUAGAUUCCACAAAGAGAAUAGGCAAAAAGUAAAAACUAUCAAAAAGUCUACAAAAUACUUGCCUAUUUAUCAAAAUUCAGAAAUUUCAACUGACAAGAAAAUUUACAAAUCUAAAAGAGGUGGCGAUAUCUUAGUUGUAUGUGCUAAACGAUUCAAAUUAAACAGCUAA
Cydia amplana is the source of this 446-nucleotide messenger RNA. RefSeq lists its product as uncharacterized. The transcript has 3 exons. NCBI's taxonomy places the organism in Eukaryota, Metazoa, Arthropoda, Insecta, Lepidoptera, Tortricidae. The coding region runs from base 18 to 446 and encodes 142 amino acids. The record is from RefSeq and is a predicted model, not a curated record. Gene Ontology annotation, molecular function: protein binding.